Neocloeon triangulifer is the source of this 1196-nucleotide messenger RNA. RefSeq names its product DNA-directed RNA polymerase II subunit RPB3 (gene RpII33). The transcript has 2 exons. Bases 235 to 1056 code for a protein of 273 amino acids. Gene Ontology annotation, cellular component: RNA polymerase II, core complex. NCBI's taxonomy places the organism in Eukaryota, Metazoa, Arthropoda, Insecta, Ephemeroptera, Baetidae. Gene Ontology annotation, biological process: DNA-templated transcription. Gene Ontology annotation, molecular function: DNA binding; DNA-directed RNA polymerase activity; protein dimerization activity. The record is from RefSeq and is a predicted model, not a curated record.
UCAAUUUAUUGUUUGGUUGCUUGCGGCUUGAAAAAGAAGAAAACAAACCAUUGAUUUACUAGGUCCAUGAAAUUAGGUCCAUGAAACAAACAAACUCUUCGAAACUUUUUGGACAUUCUCUGAAAAGUAUCGUUGAAAAUCUCUUAACCAACCUUUUAAAACAUUGAAUGAAAAAUAAGAGUUUUUUUCAACAUAAAAACUGUAAAAACGGUAAAAACUUGAGCAGCCGGAAACAUGCCUUACGCCAACCAGCCCUCUGUUCACAUCAGUGAUCUUACGGAAGAUUCGGUCAAGUUUUUCAUCGAGGACACGGACUUGAGCGUUGCCAACAGCCUGAGGCGCGUCUUCAUUGCUGAAACGCCGACGAUGGCCAUUGACUGGGUGCAGUUGGAAGCCAACUCCACAGUCCUGAGUGACGAGUUCUUGGCGCACCGCAUUGGUCUCAUUCCUCUGACCUCAGACGACGUCGUCGACAAGAUGCAGUACACACGAGAAUGCACCUGCAUAGAUUUCUGUCCCGAGUGCAGCGUUGAAUUUACCCUUGACGUCAAAUGUUUGGAUGACCAAACCAGACACGUGACCACGGCAGAUCUGAAAUCAUCAGACUCGAGGGUCAUUCCUGUCACAAGCAGGCACAGGGAGGAGGACAAUGAGUACGGAGAAAAUGACGAUAUUUUGAUUGUGAAAUUGAGAAAAGGGCAAGAGCUGAAGUUGAGGGCUUACGCUAAAAAAGGCUUUGGAAAGGAGCACGCCAAGUGGAACCCAACCGCUGGGGUCAGUUUCGAGUAUGACCCUGACAAUGCCCUCAGACACACUCUCUUCCCCAAACCAGAAGAAUGGCACAGCAGCGAGUUUUCCGAGCUUCCCGAGGGAGAAAAUGAAGCCAAGUACCUUUGGGACGCCAAGCCAAACAAGUUCUACAUCACCGUGGAAAGUGUUGGUUCCCUGAAGCCGGAAACUAUUGUGAUGAAUGGAGUUCGAGAGCUGAAAACGAAGCUGUCUAAUUUGCAAACUCAGCUGAGUCAUGAAGUUCGCAUUGAUGCCCUGGCUUGUUAAUUUUUAAGGAUUAAUUUGUAAUGUGCUAAAUGAGAUAUGAAUUUUUUACUAUCUGGUAUUAAUAUCAAAUUUAGUUAAAUUUGCAAAAUUCAUUACUAUGUUUCUGGUAAUAAACAACUCUAAUUAUGGAAAAUAGUUAA